Lodderomyces beijingensis is the source of this 1257-nucleotide messenger RNA. NCBI's taxonomy places the organism in Eukaryota, Fungi, Ascomycota, Pichiomycetes, Serinales, Debaryomycetaceae. The record is from the annotation of a GenBank genome assembly.
AUGUCUCUAGCUAAUAGUAAACAAAUAUCAGCUGCAUCAUUGCAGCCAGAAGUAUGGACGUCGUCCUCGAACGAAUCGCUCAAACUAUUCAUCACGAACGCCGAACAAGCAGUCAACUUCAAACCGGUGUUCACCUAUCCCAUAUUUGGCGAUGCCGAAACCAUAUACGGGUACAAGAACUUGAACAUCUUUCUCUGUUUUGACCACUACACAUUCAAGCCGUUUUUGAACAUCAAGUUUAGUGAGAAGCUCGAUGAUCCCGAAUUGGUGGACAUUAGGGCGACGAUGGAGAAAUAUUUACCUGAGGAUACCGUGUUCAAGGAUGAAGUUGCUUGGGUUGAUUCGAUUAACGAGGAAAAGAAAGCAAAUUAUAAGAUCCCGGGCACGCGAGUCGACUCAUUCCAGCGGGCGGGAAUUGACUAUGAGAUAUACAAGAUUGACCUUGGGGACACGGCGGGGCUCGAGUUGCAUAAGCGGUUGCAGAUCUUGGUGUUGCUCUAUAUUGAAGCUGGAUCUUUCAUCGACGCCAAGGAUGAACUAUGGGACUUGUAUGUUCUUUACGAAAAGCCAAAAGUAGAGGACGAAGAAGAAGGUGAGGAAGAGCCAUCGAUUGUUGGGUUCACCACGGCGUACAAUUACUGGAAAUACCCCGGCUUUGAAAAAUUCGACAAGGGAGAAUACGAGGUGCGCAUCAAGAUCUCGCAAUUCAUAAUCUUGCCCAUGUAUCAAGGCCAGGGGCUCGGCCAGCUGUUUUACUCGCAUUUGUACGACUACUGGUUGACCCAGGACCACAUCAAGGAGAUUGUGGUUGAGGAUCCCAACGAAGGGUUCGAUGAUAUGCGGGACAGAGCAGAUUUGAAAAAAGUGGCGGCGCAAGCAGACGACGAGAAGAUGGUUGCGCGCGAUAUCGACCAGGAGUGGGUCGACAAGACCCGAAAGGAGCUCAAGCUUGAAAAGCGACAGUUCUCGAGACUCUUGGAGUUGAUCUUGCUCUACAAAGUGAAGCACGGCGGAGACGUUUCUAAACCGGACGUUCGCAAGUUCAUCAAGCGGAGGCUAUAUAGGAAGAACAAGGAGGGUCUUGAAGGGUUGGAUGAGGCUACCAGGAAGGACAAGCUACAAACUGCCUACCAGGCGUUGGAGGAGGACUAUUAUAGAAUCUUGGGCGACGUCAAGCUUCCGUUGAAACGAAAGAGUGAAGCAGGCGGAGACGAUGCAAAGAAGCCGGCGAAGAAGAAGCUCAAGACUCAAACGUAG